AUGACAUCGGUCGGUGUACCAAUCAAGAUCUUGCAUGAAGCUGAAGGACAUGUGGUCACGCUUGAAACUGUUACAGGUGAAGUAUAUCGUGGUAAACUUCUUGAAGCCGAAGACAAUAUGAAUUGUCAAAUGGCCGAAGUUUGUGUAACUUUUCGAGACGGGCGAACUCAUCAACUUGAUAAUGUUUUUGUAAGAGGAAACAAGAUUCGCUUUAUGAUCCUUCCGGACAUGCUUAAAAAUGCUCCAAUGUUCAAAAAUAUCGGACGUGCACAGAAGGGAGCUAUUGGUAUGGGUAUGGGUGGCGACACUCGAGGAAGUGGUCGAGGUGCUAGAGGAACAUCGUUUCGCGCAAGGUAUGUGAUGUGUUUUGUCUGUUUCUGA
Molecule: messenger RNA, 381 nt
Organism: Angiostrongylus costaricensis
Lineage: Eukaryota; Metazoa; Nematoda; Chromadorea; Rhabditida; Metastrongylidae
Source: the annotation of a GenBank genome assembly